Molecule: messenger RNA, 3478 nt
Organism: Balaenoptera musculus (blue whale)
Lineage: Eukaryota; Metazoa; Chordata; Mammalia; Artiodactyla; Balaenopteridae
Gene: CALML4
Product: calmodulin like 4
Exons: 11
Coding region: 2800-3261 (153 amino acids)
Cellular component (GO): myosin II complex
Molecular function (GO): calcium ion binding
Source: RefSeq, a predicted model, not a curated record
CCCUAUGGGGAAGGGACCCCGAGAGCCACCAAGGAGCCCACUUUAUGGGCCACGAAAUUGAGGCAUGGGCCGAUGAAAAUGACAGACACUGGCAUUUCCCCUGCGCUACAAUGCCCCUGCUGCCGGGCUGAGCAGAGGGAUGAAUGGACCACUUAAGCAGCGAGACUGGAAAGCCGCUCUCUUGACAUGUGCACCAGGACGCUAACUCAGCCCCUCCGAGCUACGACUGAACGUACCAGGAGCAGUCGACCCAGUGCCUGCAGCACGUUAACCCAGAAGCAACGAGUCAGCACCAUCCAAGUUCAGCUGUUGACCACCGAAGGACCAGUACUGAUCAGGACAGUAACUUGUUUUCACCCUGGCCCCCAGACCUGUUCCUAGGGGAACCCUGGACAAAAUGGCCUGGGACUGGCAGCCUGAGCAGAGGGAAUCUGUCUGGGACCCGGCCAACAAUGGUGGCCUCGCCAUGGGAGCAGCAAAGGCGGCUGCCGAGUCCUGUUUGCUGCCCACGGCGGGGUGCUGCUCCAGGAUGUUGCUUCGAAUGUGUAAGAUCCCCUAUCCAGCAAAUCACUGAUGUCUCUGUCACUGUCUCUGGGCUGUUCCUUUGGUCUCAAGGCUGGGCCACUACAAGGCAUGCAGGCCUGUGGGAGUGCAGCCCAACAAUUGGCGAGCCAGCUGAGAAGCCAAGGAAACUCCCGGGAGCACCGAGAUGUCAGGGAAGAAGGACGGGAAAUGGAAAGUUGUGAGGCAUCCGGGGGUGGCCAUCCACUCGUGUGCGGGGCCCUGUGGCGUCUGUCCUUGAUGAAUGGGGGCCGCCAAGAGCCGGGCGAAUCCAUAGAGCACCCCGCGGGUGUCGCAGAGCUGUCACUGCCAUUAGUGUGGGGAAAAAUGAAGCUAGACGGUGGAAGGGGUAGCCGUGACUGUGGGCUGGCUGCUGCUUUGGAGGCUGAGAAAGGCCACAGACACUGAGCAACUGCCCGAGGCUCAGGCUCGGGGCCUACAGCUGGGAUGCCAGGCUGGCCCAAACCAAAACUGCUGGAACGUUAAUGGCCAGAUUGAGGGAACAAGAUGGGAAGCAGACACUUAACCCGCCAUGCCGCGUGGCUGAAGGGAAGGCAGCUUCCCCGACAGGGAGUCCAGAUGGUUGGGGCCCGUCCAAAUGGGAACCCCAAGGCGUGGGACCCUACCGAGAGCACUGAUGAAGAGGAAGAAGAUUGGGACGAGGUCAUGGAGCUCCCUGUCCCCCAGGCACAGAUGAAGAGCUCUUUUCUCCCCCAGAGCGGAGGCAGCUGACCAUCAGGAGGGAUGCCUCUCUCUCCCAUCAUGAUGGUGAUAUUCUGUUAAGCUCAGGGUCUGUUUCCCGUUUCACAGUAGCAGCCCCCACGCUUGGAGCUCAUUUGACAGCAGACGGAUGGCUGGAGAAUGCAGACAGAAGGCAAAGACCUGGAUGACCUGUCAACUACUUGGGUGUUAUCUGGUCAGUGCUUCACAACAGGUGAAAGACCUCCCAGAAGGCACCCCAGUGACUGUACGUACUCAAGAUCCCAUAGCUGAGUGGCUAAAGGAUACCUUCCAGAAGCCCAAGUCCGGGCAUGCACAAGUCCAAACCAUAACUAAGUGGCAUGUCUGUUGAAGUCAACGUAGCCCUUGACCUACUGGCCCACUGAGUGCAGAGUUACACGCUAUCUGAGGCCUGGUGACCUACACCAUGGAGGACCCCACUGGCCUGAGGGAGACAGCUGGUCCUCCUGAGAUAGCACCUUUAGUGGAAGAAGGCACAGGCUCCAUCCCUUGGGAGGUUUCGCACACUGAUGGGUUGGCCUGGGGUACUCAGUGCAGGUGGGCAGCAGUGGACAGCAGGCCUGCAACGGACAGCAUCUGGAUGGGUACAGUGGGUAGCCCAGGAGUGGGUGGUGGCGGGGCGACCCUAUGGGGAAGGGACCCCGAGAGCCACCAAGGAGCCCACUUUAUGGGCCACGAAAUUGAGGCAUGGGCCGAUGAAAAUGACAGACACUGGCAUUUCCCCUGCGCUACAAUGCCCCUGCUGCCGGGCUGAGCAGAGGGAUGAAUGGACCACUUAAGCAGCGAGACUGGAAAGCCGCUCUCUUGACAUGUGCACCAGGACGCUAACUCAGCCCCUCCGAGCUACGACUGAACGUACCAGGAGCAGUCGACCCAGUGCCUGCAGCACGUUAACCCAGAAGCAACGAGUCAGCACCAUCCAAGUUCAGCUGUUGACCACCGAAGGACCAGUACUGAUCAGGACAAUAACUUGUUUUCACCCUGGCCACCAGACCUGUUCCUAGGGGAACCCAGGACAAAAUGGCCUGGGACUGGCAGCCUGAGCAGAGGGAAUCUGUCUGGGACCUGGACAACAAUGGUGGCCUCGCCAUGGGCUGUUAGCGAGAAGUUCCCGUCUCCUGCCUCCCUCCAGUCUCUCCUCUACUCAGCCCAACCGGGAAGAGUGAGAAUCCUCCAGCUGAGAUUCUGUGGGUCUAGAAACGGGUGUGAACAGAGAAUCAGCCUCCUGAUGCAGGAUCGAGUGCUGGGGAAGCCCUCGUGCAGCCCGGGUCUCUCAAAACCCAACCUGCCACUAGCCUAGGCAGGCCCGGCAUCAGCAGUGCACGGGAAGCUGGAAUCUGACCCCUGGCGUUGGGCCUGGUCUCCAUGGCAGCCGUGGAUUUAUAACCGGGGCCUCCACCCAGCUUGGCGGACUUUCGACUUGAAGCCGGGAGGAAGGGGAACAGGAAGGCGGUUCUGGGAGCAGCGAGCGCACGGGUGGCAGCCGGAGGCCCCGCGAUGGCCAAGUUUCUUUCCCAGGACCAAAUUAAUGAGUACAAGGAAUGCUUCUCCCUGUACGACAAGCAGCAGCGGGGGAAGAUUAAAGCCACUGACCUCCUGAUGGUGAUGAGGUGCCUGGGGGCCAGCCCGACGCCGGGGGAGGUGCAGCGGCACCUGCAGACUCAAAGGAUAGACAGAAAUGGAGAGCUGGAUUUCUCUACUUUCCUGACCAUUAUGCACAUGCAAAUAAAACAAGAGGACCCAGAGAAGGAAAUUCUUUUGGCCAUGUUGAUGGCGGACAAGGAGAAGAAAGGCUACAUCAUGGCGUCUGAACUGCGGUCAAAACUCAUGAAACUGGGAGAGAAGCUCACCCACAAAGAAGUGGAUGAUCUUUUCAGGGAAGCAGAUAUUGAACCUAAUGGCAAAGUGAAGUAUGACGAAUUUAUCCACAAGAUCACCAUUCCUGUGCAGGACUACUGAAUGAGGAGAAGGCAAGAGAGCCUCCCCUGGGCUGGAAAACUCAGACUGAUGAAUUUUUAAAAAGAAAAGUGUUCCUUUCACUUGCGGGAGAUGGCAAACACAGCAAGAUGACAUACCUGACCACAGCAGAGGGUAACUAACUUAGCAAGGAAACGAAACUAUUUCAGCUACAGUAUUAGCAUGUCUUUAAUAAAAGAUUUUUACUGAUUUUAAUAAC